GGUCGAUCCUCAUGGACUUCACGCCCUCGGGUCAGAGAGGUCGCUGGAACGCCGUGGAGAGCUUGACUUCGAUGACAUGGAGUGGCAGCGCAUUCUUCGGGGGGCUCCUCUCGGACAAGAGGGACUACCGGUACACGUUCCUCAUCACGGCGUUCGUGUACGCGACGGCGUGCGCGAUGUACGCACCUCUGCUGGCCCUGGUGCCGCGCAGGGAGGAGGAGGCCGCGGCGGCCGCCGCGGGCAGCGAGUGCGGCCGCGGCGCGGCGGAAGCGGUCGAGGUGACCGAGGGUGGAGCCACGCGGGAGGCCCCGCUCCUCUCCUCGUGAGGGCUGCGCCCGAGGGCUCCGGCCUCCCCCUCUGGGGAAGGUGGAGGGUUCGGGCAGGCAGGGCCACGCGCGCGAUGGUUCUAUAUAUAAUAUCGUCGCAUGCAUGCAUGCAUUGUUGUGUCUGCUCAAUGCAUUGAGGGAUCUCACAUAGAAGAUAUCCUCGACACGCGAAGCAGUUGUACAGAGCUUGCUUGCUUCUGGAAGGGGGCACCUGCCACAUCUAUCCGCGCGGGCAUGCAGUUUAGUCUGCUCGGCCCCCCUCUGUCUCGGCACGCUCUUCCCUCCCCUGGCAUGGCGCAGGGCGCCCGUGCAGCGCGGCCCGCGCCACCCCGGCAACACCCGCCAUCCUGCGGGGCAGGCCAGUGCUCAGCCGGGCGGUUCCGUCGCCCCUGGCGCGGCUGUGGAGCGGCUCGGCCCCGCGGCCCGCCCCCUCCUCCACAACCAAAAUUAUCCGG
Molecule: messenger RNA, 781 nt
Organism: Prorocentrum cordatum
Lineage: Eukaryota; Dinophyceae; Prorocentrales; Prorocentraceae
Source: the annotation of a GenBank genome assembly